AUGCACAGCCUCACUUUACUGACAAAAAACUGGGUGGACAAAAUGUACUCGCCUUUGCGAUCUGUACUUCCUGAGGUUACCGAAACGCUGUUAACCAUGAGCAAUUAUCCCGUGGAGAGUACGCGCGCUCUUCUUGCACAAAUCCUCUCCCUCGCGAAGUUCGCUUUUCUCGGCAUCGUCGUCGCAAACAUUCAAAUCCACACAAUGCUCGGCAUGGAACAUCCGCCCCAGUUUCUCGUCUGGGCGUGGGAAAACAAAGGAUAUGCCUGUAUGAUGGCUUUUUUCAUCGGAAAUGCGAUUGAAAAUGGGCUCACCUCGACAGGAGCGUUUGAAAUUUAUCUCUCAGGGGAUAAGAUGUGGUCCAAAUUAGAGUCAGGAAGGAUACCUUCGCAGCACGAGUUUAUGAAAAUGAUUAACGACAAUAUGAUGCUCGAGGCAGGAACCUUUGAUCAGAACCAAUUCUAA
Oikopleura dioica is the source of this 465-nucleotide messenger RNA. Lineage: Eukaryota; Metazoa; Chordata; Appendicularia; Copelata; Oikopleuridae. The record is from the annotation of a GenBank genome assembly.